AUGGACAGUGUUCACAGACGGGCGCAACCCGUCCAUUUGACGACACCGGUGACGGCUCUGGCAUACCAUGACAACGACAUUCUCCUCUCAGGGCAAGGCCCAUACCUGAAGACAACUCUUAUCUCGACUGCCGAGACUCUUGGAUGUAUUCACCUGGGCCAGGACUGGAAGAUCCACCGGAUUGUCAUGGCCAAUGUUCAGAGGAUCUCAGAGUCGAUCGAGGCGCGUCUGUUUAUGGUCUUUGGAGCAAAGAGUCUGAAGGUGCUCCGCCUCUGCGUCGAUCGAUCUUCGGGAGGCAACUCUCCCUCUACAUGGUUCCAGAACUUGUGGAAUAUCCCUCACUUCAAGGACUGGAUCGUGGACGCUCAAUGGCUUUGGAACAAGGCGGAUCUUCCAGGAGAACACCCAACGACACGAUCAAGCCUGCGUCCACCAGUCACCUCGCCACCUACUUCUAUCGCCAUCGGCUACGCGCACAACUUUGUCGAGAUCUACCAACUACCUCAGGACCCGUUUACGAUUUCUCUGGAGACAAGUGACAAUUUGCUGACGGACGAUAACCUCUCGAGCUUCCCUGUUGUGUACUCAGUCCAGUCAGAGGAGCACUGUACACUUUUCUGCGGGAGAUUUCACAACAACACCCUGGAAGACCUGUGGUUCGCCAGUGGAACGGUGUUCUGCCAUGCUUUACUCUGGAAGGUUUACCAUGACGACGGCGUUGAGGCGCCUGUGGUCAAGAGUCUGAUUGGACAUGAGGGUAUCCUGUUUGGCAUUCGAUGGAACGACGAUGGCAAUGCUGUCUGCACAGUGAGUGAUGACCGUUCGAUCCGUAUCUGGGACAUUACACAUCCAACAAACAUUACCCAUACCACCCACUUUGGACACACUGCAAGAGUUUGGGAUUGCCAGAUUGUUGGACCCUACUUGAUCUCGAUCUCAGAGGACGCUUCGUGUCGUGUCUGGAGGAACCCAUUGUUGACAAACGCUGCCGAAGCGGAUGAUGCUUCAGAUUGUCUGGCCUGCUGGGAGGGUCAUGAGGGCAAGAGCGCUUGGGGCGUUGCAGUGUCUGAUCAUGGAGUGGUAACAACAGGAGGCGGCGAUGGAGGUAUUCAUCUCUGGAGACUGGACAGCAUUGUUGCAGGCACGACUGAUGCUGAACAAAACACUAAAGACGUUGACUUGCCCACCAUUGCAACCUACUUUCCGGACGCGACUGGCAACGAGAAGGAGUUUGUACGCGAUUUUGUCAUCACUUCACAGGAGCAAUCGGUCUACAGCACCAACACGGGAUAUAUUUUGGUCCGCGACGACGAGAAGGGGACUUGGAAUACCCUUUUCCAUUCGCCUCUCCUCAAGAACUACUCCAGUUUGGAGUCUUCGACUUGUGGCCGUGUUGUGGUAGCAGGAUGCUUGUCAGGAAAGCUUGUGAUCGUCAGUGUCACCAACGAGUUUGAGCCGCUAAUCGCAGAGACAUUGGGAGGCAUCAAGAUACAGUUUGUCUUUGUGCUGGAUGGUUCGGAUCGCGACAACUUCAGGAUCGUGGUGUUCAGGGCCAACUGCACAGUGGGAGUGUUCAACUUGACAAUUUCAGCGGGAUCAGCAACGGCGACAUGCUCCCACAUCUGCGAUCUGAGGUUGCCAAACAACAACAAGGCCAUCCAUGCUGCCUAUUUCUCGCCACACUACAACCUCGUCUUGUUGGGAUCCAGAGAUAGUACUGUCUUGGUUUACAACUUGUCACAAUUGAACGGAGACAGCGAUGUUUCGACUACAUUGGACAGUAUUAUCGAUCUCAAGCGGUGCCACGGGAGUGAAACUGUUUCCAGUAUCUUGAUGGUCACUGAAGCAGGAGAAGGCGUGGGUGGCAAAGACAGGAUCAGUGUCUACAGUACUGGCCGUGACGGGAGCUGGACAAAGUACCGUUUCUUGGGGUUGCCUGGAGGCGAGACUGUAGGUUCCGCCUCUUCGGUUAACGAUGAUGACGAUGAGGAUGUCGACAUGGGUGACUCUGACAACGAAGGCGAUGAUGUCAGUAAGUCGCAUGGCAAGAUUGCGUUGCAGAGAGGACAGGAAUCAUCGUUGGAUGACCGGAAAAGCGGAACUACGAUCGUGCUUCAAAAGAUCUUCCGAUCCAAGAUCACACGCGGCUGGUUGGAGCAGGUCUUUAUCAUGGACGGCGAGUUGUUGUUGCUUGGAUUCUUCAACAAGAAGCUCUUUGUGUAUAACGAGUCGAAGCAUUUCGAGAUCUUUUCCAUGCACAGCGGGGCUGCCAACAGGCGUCGCUGGAGGUUCUUGACCAACAAUGCAAGACUGGAGCACACGAGACUCAUGUACCACAGUGGAUACAAGCUUAGGAGCUUUGCAAGGCAGCUUACUGCUGGAUCAGAGUUGUUCAAGAAUGCCAAGCUUCAAAACAACUUUCACGGACGUGAGGUGCGCCAGAUGAGGUUUCUGAAUGACGCUCAGCCCUUGGUCGAGGGUGCCCCCGCGCCCAUCAUUUUUGCUUCUGGAGGAGAAGACUGCCGCCUGCGAAUGUUCCAAUAUAUCCCUUACAAAACCAAGAACUCUUGCACGGCGUUGAAACCUCUCUGCAACUUGAAACCGAGCGUUGGCUCGGCUCUCCGCUGUAUGGAGUGGAGCUGCACCUCCGACCCACACUCCUACCUCCUCUUCACUGGUGGUGCUGUGGAGUCUAUGCGAGCCUGGCAGGUCGGCAUGAGCAUCCCUAACAGCUACCAAGUGCCAAUGAUCGAGGACCAUGCUGGAAACAUGAUUCCUGAGCAUACUCCUCUGUCGCUCGGUUGUCUGGAGUUGGCGCAGUGCCCUCACGCUAGUGAGAUCAUGGAGACUCGUAUCAUGGACCUCUCUGUCUUCAAGCUUGACGGCCUCUCGGGAAAGCACUUUGUGGCAGCAGUGUAUUCUGACGCUGCGAUCCGUGUCUGGCUCUUUGACGAGGCGGUCAACUCGUUUGUGCUAGCGAUUGAUGCGAGCCACCACGCUAAAUGUAUCCUUCAAGUCUCGCAUCUCAAGCUGAAGGAGGGCGGAGUGUUGAUGUUCACGGCCGCAACUGAUGGCAAGAUUGCUGUGUGGGACAUCACCGGUGCACUGGAUAGGUUCUUGGAGGUGUACAGCACGGAUGAAAUCAAGACUGCUCAGGCAUCGUCGGUCGGAAGGGAGAGGAAGCGGGCUCGGAGGGAUCAUGUCCAGACUCUUGGAACACCAGCUGCAGAAGUAUCAGUUCACAUGUCUGGCGUCAAUGGCCUAUUCAUCCAAGACAUGGGUGUCGAUGGCAUUGUAGCCGUGUCAGGAGGCGACGACAACGCAUUGAGCGUGACUCGAAUCAGGACGGUUUGGGAUGCUAAGCUGAGAACAGUCAAAGUGUCCUCGGCUAAGGUUGUCCACAGGAAUGCCUAUGCACACGGUUCAGCUAUUCAAGCUGUGGUCAUGAUUAACACGACCGAGGUUGUCACGACGAGUCAGGACCAAAUGUUGACUGUGUGGGGAUUGAACCUGCUGGAGGAUGGAGGCGCAGACAUGCAUAUGCUCGAGACCCAAUUCGUCCAUGUGCCUGACCCUUCAACGAUGGAUACGAUUGUUAUGCGCGAGGAACAAAGGCCCUUGGUAGCAAUUGCAGGUAUCGGUGUCCAGUUCUUUGACAUACAAAAAUAA
Linnemannia hyalina is the source of this 3669-nucleotide messenger RNA. The record is from the annotation of a GenBank genome assembly. NCBI's taxonomy places the organism in Eukaryota, Fungi, Mortierellomycota, Mortierellomycetes, Mortierellales, Mortierellaceae.